GCCGGAGUAGACAACGAGCUGGCAAAUACCCAAGCUUGACAGACUGUUCAAUUUCACACACUCAAUCUCCCUCCAUUCUCUUCAAAUUCAACCAAAUUUCCCAUUUCAAUCCAUUCUUUUCCUCUCUCUCUAUCAAAAUUUCCGAAAUUUUCCUUUUCUCUCUCUAAAUCUAUUUGCUGCUUCGACAUGGCGGAGGAAACCAAGAAGACGGUUCCUCAGGCGGCCGAGGAGGUGGUAUCUGACGUGCCGGUGGAGAAGGAGGUAUCCCCGCAGCCGGAGCCGGAGAAAGCGGCGGAGGAAGGAGAAAAGGAGAAGGAGAAAGAUGAAGAAGCGGCGGCGGAGGAGAAAGUUGCCGAAUCCGCUUCCUUCAAAGAGGAGAGCAACAAAGUCGAUGACCUCGUCGAUCCGGAGAAGAAAGCUCUCGACGAAUUCAAGCUCCUGAUUCAACAAGCCCUCAACAACCACGAGUUCACCGCUCCUCCGCCGGCGAAGGACGAGGAUAAGAAGAAGGAAGAACCAGAAACAGAGACAAAAUCCAAAGACGGAGAAGAGCCCAAAACUGAAGAGAAAAAGGAAGAAGAACUAAAAAUCGAAUCUUGCGAUGCCCCACCUGCUGAAACUCCGGUGGAGGCGGCUGCAACGGAGGAGCCGGCGGUGGAGAAGAAGGUGGAAGAGGUCAAAAUCGAAUCUUGCGACGCCCCACCUGCUGAAACUCCGGCGGCGGCUGCGGAGGAGCCGCCGGUGGAGAAGAAGGUGGAAGAAGCAAAAAUCGAAUCUUCAGAGGCUGUGGAAGAGAUCAAAGAGACCAUAGUUCAUGAAGUGACGCCCCCAUGUGAGGAGCCCGCCGCCGCCCCUGCAGCGGAGGAAGAUGCCCCCCCUCCUCCCUCGCCGGAGAAGGUUUCCAUCUGGGGUGUCCCCCUCCUCGCCGACGAGAGGAGCGACGUCAUCCUCCUCAAAUUCUUGAGGGCUCGUGAUUUCAAAGUGAAGGAGGCUUUUACCAUGCUGAAAAGCGUGGUGGCGUGGAGGAAGGAAUUCAAGAUCGAUUCUUUAGUGGAGGAGGAGGAGUCCGCCAUUGUUGAAGGGCUUGAAAAAGUUGUGUUCUUGCAUGGCGCUGACAAAGAGGGCCACCCCAUUUGCUACAAUGCCUUUGGGGCUUUCCAAGACAAGGAGCUGUAUAACAACACCUUUGGUGAUGCUGAGAAAAGGGGUAAAUUCUUGAGGUGGUAUAUUCUCUUGUUGGAGAAGAAUAUUAGGAAAUUUGAUUUCAGCCCUGAUAGCAUUUGCACCAUUGUUCAAAUCACUGAUCUCAAGAAUAUGCCUGGCUUGAUUCUCUUCAAGAAAGAUUUCAGACAGGCUACUAAUGAGGCUCUUCAGCUUCUCCAGGAUAACUACCCUGAGUUUGUUGCCAAACAGGUGUUCAUCAAUGUUCCAUGGUGGUAUGUGGCUUACAAUAGGUUGAUCAGUCCAUUCUUGACUCAAAGAACCAAGAGCAAGUUUGUGUUUGCUGGCCCUACCAAGACUGCUGAGACCCUCUUUAAAUACAUAGCACCUGAGCAUGUCCCAGUUCAAUAUGGUGGCCUAAGCAAGGAUGGUGAGACAGAAUUCACCACUGCUGAUUCUGCAACAGAGGAAACCAUCAAGCCGGCGGGCAAGCACACUGUUGAGCUCCCCGUCACUGAGGCUUGCACACUGGUGUGGGAGGUGAGGGUGGUGGGGUGGGAAGUCUGCUAUGGGGCGGAGUUCGUGCCCUCGGCUGAAGGGGGGUAUACGUGGGUCGUGCAAAAGUCAAGGAAGAUCGGGCCCGGGGACGAGCAGGUCGUCGGGUGCAGCUUCAAGAUUGGUGAGACUGGCAAAGUUGUGCUCACAUUUGACAACCAAACAUCCAAGAAGAAGAAGCUUCUUUACAGGUUCAAGACUAAGCCCUCUGAAUGAAUGGAAAUGGAAACAUAAAAUUAUUCUUUUUUACUUGAUUUAUGUUUUUAAAAAAAAGAAGAAACUUGGAAAAUGUUGUUGAUUCUAUAUUUGUUGGUUGGUUGGUAUUAUAAAUUGAAGUGUUUUUAUUGUUGGAUUGUGGUGUAACAAAAUUUGGGAUGCAAGUACAUAUGGUGAAUGCGAAACAGAAAUAUUUAUUA
Molecule: messenger RNA, 2132 nt
Organism: Salvia splendens (bonfire salvia)
Lineage: Eukaryota; Viridiplantae; Streptophyta; Magnoliopsida; Lamiales; Lamiaceae
Product: patellin-3
Exons: 4
Coding region: 187-1932 (581 amino acids)
Molecular function (GO): lipid binding
Source: RefSeq, a predicted model, not a curated record